Python bivittatus (Burmese python) is the source of this 1905-nucleotide messenger RNA. Lineage: Eukaryota; Metazoa; Chordata; Lepidosauria; Squamata; Pythonidae. The record is from RefSeq and is a predicted model, not a curated record.
GCCUGCCGGGACUUUUUGGAGCUAGCCGAAGCCCACAGCAGGAAAUGGCAGCGGGCCCUCCAGCAUGAACGCGAGCAACGGAUCCGCCUCGAAGAGACCAUCGAGCAGUUGGCCAAGCAGCACAACAACCUAGAACGGGCGUGUCAGAGAGCGCCAACCCUCUCGGUGAACCCCGCGGCUCACGCCCCCCGAGGAGGAGGUGUGCAGAGUGUGAAAGCAGAAGCCAGUGAUGAAGAUGAGGAGACAGAAUACUUUGAUGCCAUGGAAGAGUCCCAUGCUUUCAUCACAGUAGCUGCAGAUCCAUCGAAACUUCACCGGCGCACCGGCAGCAACAUUAGUGGGACCAGCGAGGGUCGUUCUGAAGACUGGAACUUGGAUGAUAGCGUAUUUGAGAGUCAAAGUGGUCUUGAUGCUACAGGCAAGGAUGGUGCGUCCCAUAAGAAGAGGCGCAGUCGGAUUCCAGACAAGCCCAACUACAGCCUUAACCUUUGGAGCAUAAUGAAGAAUUGCAUUGGCAAAGAGCUGUCCAAGAUCCCCAUGCCUGUCAACUUCAAUGAACCCCUAUCUAUGCUGCAGAGGCUAACAGAGGACCUGGAGUAUCAUGAGCUGCUGGACAAAGCUGUCAAGUGCGAGAGCUCCAUCGAACAGAUGUGUUUUGUGGCUGCCUUUUCGGUGUCUUCCUACUCAACCACAGUCCAACGGACUGCCAAGCCCUUCAACCCACUUCUGGGUGAGACCUACGAACUGGACCGCUUGGAGGAGCUCGGCUUCCGCUCGCUCUGUGAGCAGGUGAGCCAUCACCCCCCGGCGGCAGCUCAUCACGUCUAUUCCCGGCGAGGCUGGACGCUGUGGCAGGAGAUCACCAUUGCCAGCAAGUUCCGAGGCAAAUACCUUUCCAUCAUGCCGCUGGGUGCCAUCCACCUAGAAUUCCACUCGAGCGGCAACCACUACGUCUGGCGGAAAGUGACGUCCACGGUUCACAAUAUUAUUGUGGGAAAGCUCUGGAUUGACCAGUCUGGUGACAUAGAAAUCCUCAACCAUAAAUCAAAAGACAAAUGCCAGCUGAAAUUCACACCCUACAGUUACUUCUCCAGAGACGUCCCCCGAAAGGUGACAGGUGUGGUUAUGGACGCCGAUGGCACCGAACACUACGUCAUGUCUGGCACGUGGGAUGAGAAGAUGGAGUGCUCGAAGAUCAUGCAAAGCAGCCAGGGAAACUCCAGUUCGGAAGGCAAGCUUCCGAAAACGGUCUACCAGACCUUGUCCCCCAAGGUCCUGUGGAAGAAAUACCCCCUUCCGGAGAACGCUGAAAGUAUGUACUUCUUCUCCAAACUGGCGCUGACCCUCAACGAACCGGAAGAGGGCGUUGCUCCUACGGACAGCCGCAUGAGACCCGACCAGAGGCUCAUGGAGAACGGCAGAUGGGAUGAAGCCAACGUGGAGAAGCAGCGGCUGGAGGAAAAGCAACGGGCCGUGCGCCGGCAGCGGGAAGCCGAAGCAGCAGAAGCACUAGAAACAGGCAAAGACUACGAAGGCUACAUCCCCCUCUGGUUUGAGAGGAAGGUGGACCCCAUGACGGGAGAGCUGAUCUGCAUUUACAAGGGCGGCUACUGGGAAAGCAAGGAGAAGCACGACUGGAGCCAAUGUCCCAGCAUCUUCUGAGCUGGGCUGGUGCUGCCCGGCGGAGCCUCUGCACCCUGUCGUGGGGCAGGAGGGCCGGCGGUCCAGCCCCCGGGCGGCCUCUUGGCCCCAGCACGCCUGUCGGAGAAACACGCAGAGCUUAAAAUAAAUCCAGAUUUAAAAACAAAAAACCCAAGCAAAGAAAGACAAAAAAGUAAGACAAGACAAACAGGGAUUCCAGAACCUAUUUUUAUGCACUAAUAAAAUGGCAUAUGAUUUUUUUAA